This is a messenger RNA of Vombatus ursinus (common wombat), 1186 nucleotides long. It is a transcript of the gene CA6, whose product is annotated as carbonic anhydrase 6. NCBI's taxonomy places the organism in Eukaryota, Metazoa, Chordata, Mammalia, Diprotodontia, Vombatidae. Gene Ontology annotation, molecular function: zinc ion binding; carbonate dehydratase activity. Bases 172 to 1074 code for a protein of 300 amino acids. The transcript is spliced from 10 exons. The record is from RefSeq and is a predicted model, not a curated record.
UACCAUCUGGUUGCUGAUAUAACCUCCUUGCCCACUGUGCUUGGGCUCAGGAGCUUGGCGCGCCAUCCUUGUCACUGGUUGGACAAUCUCAGCACUUUGAAGACAACCUACUAUUGCUUCUGCAUCACCCUCUUCAUCUCUUUGUCCCCUGGGUGUGGACUCAGCUGCACCAUGAGGACCUUCGUAGCCCUGCUUCCUCUGCUCCUCAUACUUCACACCGAGGGAAGUGGGCACGGCUGGACGUACCCAGAGAAUGAAUGGUCUGAGCAGUAUCCAACUUGUGGAGGAAAGAGGCAGUCCCCCAUCGACAUCCAGACAAAGAGAGUAUUGGAGAACAAGACUCUGGGGCCUCUAGAACUGGCUGGCUACGGUCUUCAGGAUGGAGAGUUUCUGCUGAUCAACAAUGGUCAUUCAAUUCAGCUCAGUUUGCCAUCCAGCAUGCAUAUCAUCGGAGGAUUACCCCAGGUCUACACAGCUGCCCAGCUGCACUUUCACUGGGGUGGAGAAUUCCAUGGCUCAGAGCACCUCAUCAAUGGAGUUCAGUUUGACAGUGAGCUACACAUUGUACACUACAAUUCUGAGAAAUAUGGCAGCUUUGAUGAAGCCCAAACCAAGCCUGAUGGUUUAUCUGUGGUCACAGUCCUCAUUCAGGCUAAGAAAGGUCCAGACAAUAUUUAUUACGAGAAGCUUUUUUCCCAUUUGUCUGAGAUCCAAAAUGUAGGGGAGAAUGUAACUCUGAACUCCAUCGACGUUGAGCACAUGUUGCCCCAUGACUUCUCAAAUUUCUACCGAUAUCAAGGCUCAUUGACCACUCCCCCCUGCACUGAGAAUGUCAUAUGGACUGUUUUGGUAGAACCUGCCACCAUUUCUACAGCACAGCUGGAGAAGCUACAGAACUCAAUCAUGAAUAGUAAUCAUCAGAUACUUCAAAAUAACUUCCGGGAGGUUAAGCCCCUCAACCAAAGGAGAGUGGAAGCCAAUUUCUCACCUAAAAAAGGAAAAGGAAAAGAGUCACAGUUCCGGUCCAAGCCCAAGUUCAAGACUGCCAAGAGGUGGCAGUGUAGUGUCAACUGAAACGCAGAAGCCUGGAGACGAGCUGGGUGAAUGGCAAGAAUGUUCUGAAGGUAACAGAGGUGGUGUUCUAAAGAAAAAAAGCCACUCAAGAUACUUUUCUACAGUUCAAAAA